CAGAGUGAGUGCCCUCAUUUCCUAAACCAUCUCCGUGUUAGCUAAACAGCACGACCUAGGUGACACUUGUGUUAAAGAUGGUGAGAGCUUCAUUUUGCGGCUACUUAUUUAAAUGACAGUGAAAUAAACAAGCUUGAGGAAGUCUGUGAAGAUGCCAGCCGGUGUGUCUUGGCCAAGGUACCUGAGGAUGUUUGGAUCAAGUGUACUGGCCAUGUUUGCAGGAGCACAGGUCGUCCAUCAGUACUACCUACCUGAUCUGAGUAUACCAGAGAUCCCACCAAAGCCUGGGGAGCUUCAGACAGAACUGCUGGGUUACAAAGUCAAAGAAGAAGCGGCUGCUGCACUACAGCAGCUUAAAGCAGAACAAAAGGUGGACUGAUGUGGAAUUAUACAACCUCCGUGCGAUGGACACUCAAUCGAGCAGACCGUGUCCAGUCUUUGCUCACUGCUAGAGGCUGAAACGUGCCUGGGAGUAGAGUCAUUUCUGGGACAUCUGCAAAUGGAUAUCUUAUGUGUUUGUUUUUUUUUCCCAAUGGAACAAACAGAAGUGGAGUCAAAUGCUUAAGGAUGGUUAAGGAUCUUAUCUGGAACACGAUUGUUUUGUUUAUACAACUAGUUGUAUCCAUCUGUUGUUAAUACACCUCUUCAUCCUUUUUGAAUGUGUUUGCAUUUUUAGAAGGAGUGAUGAAAUAUAUAAGAGUAAAAGAAAACUUUAUGAACACACAGCAACUUUGCUAAAGUCAAUAAGUAGUUGAUGGUUUCGACCAAGCAGACAAAAUGUAUUUUAAAUAAAAAUAAACUAAAAGUUUAGCAGUAUUUUUUGGUAAAUAUUCUAUACAGAAAUAUUCACAAAACCUUCUAAAUUAAUCUUCAACAAUUUUGAUAGUUACCAAUCUGGUGAAACCUUUAUAAGAAAUAUUCAAGCAUUUGAUGUUUGUAUACUGGUUAUAAAUACUAAACUGGGGGACGUAAAGUGUUCCCGUUAAUAUUUAAAAUAAUUUAUCAAGCAAAAAUGUUCUUUGUUUGCAGCCUUUAAAAUGGGGGAGAUUUGAUGCUUUUUUUUCUGUAUUUUGUCAUUGCAAUUUAAAUAUCUUUGGGUUUUGGACUGUUGGUCAGACAAAAGAAGACACAUGAAGACAUGACCUUUGCAAGGCUGAGUUAUGAAUUGGGCAAAGCGGGCUACUGCCCAGGGUCCACAAAAGCCCCAGGUUCCCUCCAUAUUAUUUCUGUCUACAUAAUUUGAUUAAUUAAAAAUUUGUCAGAAAUUCACACCACCGAAGUACAAUAUCACCUGUGACGGGUCCUCCAUCCCCAAUCUUGUAGUCACACUCUGUCAGAAUCUAUUAAGAACUAAGUUGUUUUAAUUUUUAUUGUGGUCGUUUUUUAUAAAGUUUCAUCAAGCGCCAAGUCAAUAACACAAAGAAAACUUAAGGCUAAUUAUUAUUAUUCCAUCAUAAGAGAACUGUAAGACUGCAACCAUUUCAUUUUCAUCAUGCACAAGUCUGACAAUUAUUUUCUUUAAUAGUUGAUUUUUUUCCAGUGUAUAAAUUGUCAAAAAUAGUGAAAAGGGCUCAUGAAUACUCUCUGAGGCCCAAGUUAACAUGUACAAAUUGCUUUUUUUGUCCGACCAACAGUAAAAGAAAAAAAAAACACAGAUGUUGAGCUUCCUAUCAUAGAAAACUGGGACAUACUCACCUUUGAGGAGCUUGAGCGCUAACCUCUGUUCCACGAGCUUCAGUAACUCUCACGUAGCGUUUCUUUUACCAG
Molecule: messenger RNA, 1767 nt
Organism: Xiphias gladius (swordfish)
Lineage: Eukaryota; Metazoa; Chordata; Actinopteri; Istiophoriformes; Xiphiidae
Gene: c8h12orf73
Product: chromosome 8 C12orf73 homolog
Exons: 3
Coding region: 152-379 (75 amino acids)
Biological process (GO): mitochondrial respiratory chain complex III assembly
Cellular component (GO): mitochondrion
Source: RefSeq, a predicted model, not a curated record